Molecule: messenger RNA, 483 nt
Organism: Penaeus vannamei (Pacific white shrimp)
Lineage: Eukaryota; Metazoa; Arthropoda; Malacostraca; Decapoda; Penaeidae
Source: RefSeq, a predicted model, not a curated record
UAGAAUAUUAAAUGAAAAUAAUAUGUAUUUUACUUUGCGAUAUGGUUGAUUCGUCCUUUCAACAUACGGAUGUGACUCCAGAAGACGUGUCUUAAAGUAUUAAGAGAAAUAAUGGUUGAAUCAAAAGCCCCCUCUCCUCCAGCUAGCACAGGGAGUGGGGAAUGGAGGCAUCACAGGAAGUCGGGCUGGGCUUCCCCCAUGGUCGCUUUUCGCCUUCAGUUUGCUGCGCGUUGUGAGAGAGAGGGUAUCCCUCCGCGCUUUACAUUAGAUUUUUAUGGUUAUUUAUUUUCUUUGAGUACUGACAGCUUGUUCAGUGUACCGUCAGCAAUACCGAAGGCUCAGCCACAAAACACAAAAUGUUUUCCUUCCACAAACCCAAGGUGUAUAGGUCAACCACAGGCUGCUGCAUCUGCAAAGCCAAAUCCAGCAGGUAUGUGUAUUUUCAGUUUGAAUAUAGUUUGGUUUUAGUUUUAUAGUUUUAAU